UCCUUCUCGCUCUUCCUAAAACCCACAAAAUCUACUGAUAAUAAUGAGCGGCCAAGAUCGUGAGGCGGAUAAAAUUACAGGUUACCUAUUAAGGAACUCUGGAACAUCAAAAAAGAAGAAUAAAACAAAUAAACAACAAGAAUCUGAACUUACUAAACCUGACCCGCCAGCUAAGCCAAGUAGCACCAGUGAAGCUGUUGUGCGGGCGAGACAUGCCCGGCGUCUGAAACACGUGCAACUGAGGGCUCGAAUUCACCAGGGCCUACGGACACAGGAUAUGAAACAACUGAUGAGAUACUACUAGUGUUCAGUUGUAAUACAACAUCAUGAAUGGAAACAACAAUGACGAUCAAAUUGCCAUCGUCGGUAUAGGAUGUCGAAUGCCAGGUGGCGUAACAUCAACCGAUGAGUUCUGGGAUGUUCUUCGAAAUGGCAAGGACUGCAUUACGGACGUUCCAGCUGGGCGUUGGUCAGUUGAGAAAUUUCACGAUAGCGAUCAGACUAAGCCAGGAAAAAUGGUGUCCGGAAAAAGCGGAUUUGUAGAUGGAAUCGAACAUUUUGACAACACCUUCUUUAAAACAUCACCAAAAGAAGCGGCAUCAAUGGACCCUCAACAGAGAAUAUUGUUGGAAGUAACACACGAAGCCUUUGAAGAUGCCGGUAUCAUACCUGAUGACCUAAAAUCAUGUGGAGUGUUUGUUGGUAUUGGGCUGAUGGACUACCCAAUCCAAACGCUUGAUGUUCACUCGUCCACUGUUAACGCAUAUACUUUGACAGGAACAGCUCACAGUGUCGCA
Anneissia japonica is the source of this 797-nucleotide messenger RNA. Its product is annotated as phthiocerol/phenolphthiocerol synthesis polyketide synthase type I PpsB-like. The transcript has 3 exons. The record is from RefSeq and is a predicted model, not a curated record. Lineage: Eukaryota; Metazoa; Echinodermata; Crinoidea; Comatulida; Comatulidae. Gene Ontology annotation, molecular function: fatty acid synthase activity. The annotation marks the transcript as partial. Gene Ontology annotation, biological process: fatty acid biosynthetic process.